AUCCAUGGCAACCGUGAAACAAAACACGACCUGUUGAUUACCAUCUUCGGUUUCGAGCUUUUCAAUGUCCACGCGUGCGUCUGGUACGAAUUCCUGGUUUUAGAAGAAUUUCUAGCUCGUCUUGGAAAAGAAGUGAUAGUAGAAUCGACGGAGCGAAGGUAAAGAUAGCGAAGAAGCACAUCGAAGAAAGAGUAUUAAUUUUCUAUAGAUAGAAGGAAGAUGCGUGAAAUCGCCCAUUUGCAAGCCGGCCAAUGCGGCAAUCAAAUAGGAGCAAAGUUUUGGGAAGUGAUCUCCGACGAACACGGUAUAGAUCCGACCGGCACUUACCAUGGCGACUCGGAUCUACAAUUGGAACGCAUAAACGUUUAUUACAACGAAGCAUCAGGAGGGAAAUACGUUCCUAGAGCGAUCCUGGUCGACUUGGAGCCCGGCACGAUGGACGCGGUACGCUCCGGACCGUUCGGUCAGAUAUUUCGACCGGAUAAUUUCGUUUUUGGACAAAGCGGCGCCGGGAACAACUGGGCCAAAGGGCAUUACACCGAAGGCGCAGAGCUCGUUGAUUCCGUUCUCGAUGUUGUCAGAAAGGAAGCCGAAAGUUGCGACUGCCUGCAGGGUUUCCAGUUAACCCAUUCCCUGGGCGGCGGAACCGGGGCUGGAAUGGGAACGUUGCUCAUUUCGAAGAUUCGGGAGGAGUAUCCGGAUAGAAUCAUGAUGACCUUCAGCGUGGUCCCUUCGCCGAAGGUGUCCGACACGGUAGUCGAGCCUUACAACUGCACUUUGUCGGUGCAUCAGUUGGUCGAGAACACGGACGAAUCUUAUUGCAUCGACAACGAAGCUCUGUACGACAUCUGCUUCCGCACUUUGAAGUUGACCACGCCAACUUAUGGCGAUUUGAAUCAUUUGGUAAGCGCCACCCUCAGCGGGGUGACCACUUGUCUGAGAUUUCCCGGACAGUUGAACGCCGAUCUGCGAAAGCUCGCCGUAAACAUGGUGCCCUUUCCUCGAUUGCAUUUCUUCAUCCCUGGUUUUGCACCGUUAACUUCCAGAGGCUCGCAGCAGUACAGAGCUCUCACUGUCCCCGAGCUCACCCAGCAAAUGUUCGAUGCUAAGAACAUGAUGGCGGCUUGCGAUCCUCGUCACGGUCGUUAUCUGACCGUGGCGGCCGUAUUUCGGGGCAGGAUGUCGAUGAAGGAAGUUGACGAGCAAAUGCUCAACAUUCAGAAUAAAAACAGCACUUAUUUCGUCGAUUGGAUACCGAGUAACGUUAAAACCGCCGUCUGCGACAUACCACCUCGCGGACUUAAGAUGUCGGCCACUUUUAUCGGCAACUCGACAGCCAUCCAGGAAUUGUUCAAGAGAGUAUCGGAACAGUUUACCGCGAUGUUCAGGCGGAAAGCGUUUCUUCAUUGGUACACGGGAGAAGGAAUGGACGAGAUGGAGUUCACAGAAGCGGAAUCGAACAUGAACGACUUGGUGUCCGAAUACCAGCAGUACCAAGAAGCAACCGCGGAAGAGGAAGGCGAAUUCGACGAGGAGGAAGAGGGCGAGGGUGAAAACCCUUGAGAUUAACUCGUCCGAAAGAAAUGUAAUGCGAGUUUCAUAUCGUUGCUCGAUAGAUAACGCGGUGUUAUCUGCGUUAACUUGGAAAUAGCUUUUUUCUCGUAACACCCUUACACACAUUCGACCACUUCCAUCCAUCCUCCUUUAUCCUUUCUUUCUGUCCACCCGAUCCUCCCUUAAUCCCUUUAGUCCGUUCAUCAGCGUUGAUCGUAUCGUUAGAAGUGUACCAAUUACGUUUGUAACUUAUUGCUGUAAUUUGUUCACCCUUUCUCCAAAGCUUUCUUGUCUAAAUAUACUAUGGAACAUCGCAGAAGCUA
This is a messenger RNA of Osmia lignaria (orchard mason bee), 1877 nucleotides long. Its product is annotated as tubulin beta chain. Gene Ontology annotation, cellular component: microtubule. Lineage: Eukaryota; Metazoa; Arthropoda; Insecta; Hymenoptera; Megachilidae. Gene Ontology annotation, biological process: microtubule-based process. The record is from RefSeq and is a predicted model, not a curated record. Gene Ontology annotation, molecular function: GTP binding; structural constituent of cytoskeleton; GTPase activity.